Molecule: messenger RNA, 1792 nt
Organism: Trichomycterus rosablanca
Lineage: Eukaryota; Metazoa; Chordata; Actinopteri; Siluriformes; Trichomycteridae
Gene: ttl
Product: tubulin tyrosine ligase
Exons: 7
Coding region: 462-1682 (406 amino acids)
Biological process (GO): protein modification process; microtubule cytoskeleton organization
Cellular component (GO): spindle microtubule
Molecular function (GO): tubulin-tyrosine ligase activity
Source: RefSeq, a predicted model, not a curated record
UCUCAGGGAUGUCUGCACUGUCAACCGGGAUAACACAACUGCUUAUCUAGUCUAUUUAAACCGGAGUUUUGGGUGAAUUUAAGCAAUUAUCUUAGUGUUUAGUGCUUAGUGACAAAUUUCAACCUCAAAAACAUUCAGCAGGACUCAGCUGGACAGUCUGUGUUUUCUCAGUACAUUAGUGAGCAGAAAUCCUGUAAUAGCAGAGGAUAGUCACACCCAAACACUCAGUACAUCACUGCAGAGUCUCAGAGACAGACAGGGAUUACUGUUAGCUUGUUAGUUGUGUUAAAGGUAACCCGCCUCUCUACAGAAGCCAUGAAACAGCAUUGUUUUGUUCCGCAGGGUGGAAAUAGAUAACGCUAGCUAGCUGUUUAGCUACCAGGCUAACGUGCUAAGUGGUUCCCGGUGUAUGAGUAAAAAAAGGCAGGGCACCGUUCCUCAGUGUCUUACUGCAGACUGGUAUGAGCAGCACUACACCCAUGUACACGUUUGUAUUAAGAGAUGAUAACAGCAGUGUUUAUGCUGAAGUCUCCAAAAUCCUCAUCUCUACUGGGAAAUGGAAACGACUCAAGAAGGACAAUCCUCGAUUCAACCUGAUGCUGGGAGAGAGAAACCGGCUACCAUUUGGACGCCUUGGGCAUGAGCCAGGACUAAUGCAACUAGUGAAUUACUAUAGAGGAGCUGACAAACUGUGUCGCAAAGCAUCUCUGGUCAAGUUAAUAAAGAUGAGCCCAGAGCUAAAGGACUCCUGUAACUGGUUUCCUGAAUCUUACAUCAUAUACCCAACCAACCUCAACACUCCUGUGGCUCCUGCAACAAAUGGCAUCAGCCAUCUGAAAAGCAAUCCAAAGACAGAUGAGCGUGAGGUCUUUCUCGCAUCCUAUAACUCCAAAAAGGAAAAUAAAGAGGGAACAGUGUGGAUUGCUAAAUCAUCUGCUGGCGCAAAAGGGGCUGGAAUCUUGAUAUCUGAAGAUGCAAACCAACUGCUUGAGUUCAUUGAUAAUCAGGGACAGGUUCAUGUCAUUCAGAAGUACCUAGAGCGCCCACUGCUGCUGGAGCCUGGUCAUCGCAAAUUUGAUAUAAGGAGCUGGGUGCUAGUCGACCAUCAGUACAACAUGUACCUGUACCGAGAAGGUGUGCUGAGGACAUCCUCUGAGCCAUACAACAGCUCUGACCUCCAGGACAUGACCAGCCACCUGACCAAUCACUGCAUACAGCAGGAGCACUCGCAAAACUACGGCCGCUAUGAGGAGGGAAAUGAAAUGUUCUUCGACGAGUUUAGACAGUACCUACAGAGUGCUCACAAUGUUUGCUUGGAGACAUCUAUCUUACCACAGAUCAAGCAGAUAAUAAGGAGCUGCCUCACGUGUAUUGAACCAGCUAUCAGCACUAAGCACCUGCCCUACCAGAGCUUCCAGCUUUUUGGUUUUGACUUUAUGCUGGACGACAGCUUCAAAGUGUGGCUGAUCGAGAUUAAUGGAGCACCCGCCUGUGCACAGAAACUCUAUCCAGAACUGUGCCAGGGCAUUGUGGACGUGGCCAUUUCCACCGUGUUCUCUUUAAAUGCAGACACUCUUUCCUCCUCCCCUCCAUUUUCCACCUCUCCAUCUCUGUCCACCAACGUCUGCUCCUCACCAAAAAUCAGAGCACCACAACACUUUGGCCCAUUCAUCAAACUGUAAGCAUGAUUCUGUACUGUAUUCCUGAGGAAGGACUGCCUGACAAACUCUUAAUCCAAAAGCAUUAUUAAACGACCUUUAGUUUCUUUUACCGCAUGCUUCUGAAGAUCCAA